AUGGCGAGAGCUAAGCCGAGGAGCAAGCCUGUUUCGGAGGAUGAAGAGAUGACCCGGGAUGAAGAUGUUCCCAUGAAUGACGCUGAAACCGAAUCCUCAGUUGCUUCGGAAGGAGAAGAGCAGGCUGAUGAUGAAGACGAUGAAGAUACUACUCAGCCAAUCAACAAGAGGCAACGACGAACUGAGAUCAAUAAUGAGCGUCGAAAGCACUUUGGUCGUCAAAAGGAAGAUCUCCAAUCCGCAAAGUAUUCAGACUCUGCAAAGCGAUUUGCAUAUCUGAUUGGUCUGACGGAUUUGUUUCGUCACUUUAUUGGGCUCAAUCCUGAAUUAGCGAAGGCUGUUGAACAGGCAGAUGUUAUCAACAAGAACAAAAAGAAGGGCAGGAAUUCCUCCGCUGCUACAGGCAGCAGAACCCGUAGAACGGAAAAGGAAGAAGAUGCGGAACUUUUGGAAGACGAAAUCAAUGCCGAUGAUUCUGAGCAACGUACCAUCUUCUCUGAGAACCCAAACUAUAUCCAGGGUCAGAUGCGUGACUACCAGGUUGCCGGUUUGAACUGGCUUAUCUCUUUGCAUGAGAAUGGUAUCUCGGGUAUUUUGGCCGACGAGAUGGGUCUCGGAAAGACCCUCCAAACAAUUUCGUUCGUUGGGUACCUAAGAUUUAUCCAGGACAUCAAAGGGCCGCAUCUGGUCAUCGUCCCUAAAUCUACCCUUGACAAUUGGAAGAGGGAAUUUGCGAGAUGGAUUCCUGAAAUCCAUACGCUCGUUCUCCAGGGUGCUAAAGACGAAAGACAAGAGCUCAUCAACCAACGUCUUUUACCCCAGGAUUUCGAUGUCUGUAUCACAAGCUACGAAAUGGUAAUGCGAGAGAAGCAUCACUUGAAGAAGUUUGCGUGGAAGUACAUCAUUGUCGAUGAGGCGCAUCGUAUCAAGAAUGAGGAGUCUUCUCUCUCAAAAAUCGUUCGAAUGUUCGAAUCCCGUGGACGUCUUUUGAUCACUGGCACACCUCUUCAGAACAACCUUCACGAACUCUGGGCCUUGUUAAACUUCCUUCUCCCUGAUGUAUUUAGCAGCUCCGAGGCUUUCGAUGAAUGGUUCGAGAGCAGUGGUCAUGACCAAGAUACUGUUGUAUUACAGCUCCACAAGGUCCUCCGGCCUUUCUUGCUCCGUCGUGUCAAGGCUGAUGUCGAAAAGAGUCUCCUCCCCAAGAAAGAAUGCAAUCUUUACGUGGGAAUGUCGGAUAUGCAGAUCAAGCAGUACCGAAAUAUCCUUGAGAAAGAUAUUGAUGCAUUGAAUGGUCAAAACAUUGGGAAGCGAGAGUCCAAAACACGACUUCUCAAUAUUGUCAUGCAGCUUCGUAAAUGCUGCAACCACCCAUAUCUCUUUGACGGAGCCGAACCCGGUCCUCCCUACACCACAGAUGAGCAUUUAGUCUUCAAUUCCGGAAAGAUGGUCGUACUGGAUAAGCUUCUAAAGCGUAUGCAAGAGAAGGGCUCGAGGGUUCUUAUAUUCUCGCAGAUGUCCCGUGUUCUAGAUAUUCUCGAGGAUUACUGUAUGUUCCGAGAAUUCAAGUACAACCGCAUUGACGGAAGCACCGCCCACGAAGACCGUAUAUCAGCUAUCGAUGAGUACAACAAGCCCGGCUCCGAGAAAUUCAUUUUCUUAUUGACGACCCGUGCUGGUGGGUUGGGUAUCAAUCUGACGACUGCCGACAUUGUUGUUCUUUAUGACAGCGACUGGAAUCCCCAAGCUGAUCUCCAGGCAAUGGAUCGUGCUCAUCGUAUCGGCCAGACCAAACAAGUACAUGUCUACCGAUUCAUUACAGAAAAUGCUAUCGAGGAGAAGAUCAUCGAACGUGCCGCUCAGAAGCUUCGGCUUGAUCAGCUCGUUAUUCAACAGGGCCGAGCUCAACCGGCCGCAAAGGCCGCAUCUAGUGGCGAAGACUUGCUGGGUAUUAUUCAGCAUGGUGCGCAACAGAUCAUGGACAAAGCGACUGCGAAAGAAGGCACCCAGGGUACUAUCGAUGAUGACGAGGAUAUCGAUGCUUACAUCAACAAAGGGAGCGAGAAGACAGAGAAAAUGAAGGCCAAAUUCUCUACCAUGGGGUUGGAAGACGUCCAAAGAUUCAAUUCCGAUUCAGCGUACGAAUGGAAUGGACAGGAUUUCCAGAAGAGGGAAACGAGAUUGAACUUCAAUUGGAUCAACCCCGCCAAGAGAGAAAGAAAGGAACAAGUCUACUCUGUCGACAAAUACUACUCGACCAUCCUGAACCCCAAGGUUCCUAAAGGUGAACAGAAGCCGCGAGCACCAAGACCACCUACACAGAUCCGAAUUCAAGACCACCAAUUCUAUCCACACCGAUUGGUCCAGCUCCAGGAACAAGAGACAGCCUACUACCGCAAAACAAUUGGCUACAAGAUUCCGGGAGUGGAAUCUGAUGACGAUCUUAGGAAGGAUGACCGGGAGCUCGAGCAGAUGGAAAUAGAUAAUGCCGUCCCAUUAACUGUGGAAGAAAUCGCUGAGAAGGAACGCCUUGCUGAGCAAGGCUUCUAUGAUUGGAGCAGACGGGACUAUCAGCAAUUCGUCAACUUAUCCGCUCGAUACGGCCGCAAGGCCCUCGAUUCUAUUGCUGCGGAGAUGGACAAGGAACCAAAGCAGGUCAAGGCUUAUGCGAAAGUGUUCUGGGAACGGUAUACGGAAAUUGAUGGAUACGACCGCGCCAUUCAGACAAUUGUUGCUGGUGAAGAGCGAUCCGAGAAGACGCGAAAGCAGCAGGAAAAUCUCCGUACUAAAAUCGAACAAUAUCGCGUUCCGCUCCAGCAGAUGAAGAUCAACUACAGCGUUUCUACUACGAAUAAGAAGAUUUACACUGAGGAUGAAGAUCGAUUCUUACUGGUCCAGCUUGACAAGUACGGCCUUGAAUCCGAGAACCUUUACGAAUACAUUCAAAACGAUAUUCGCGAUUGCCCUCUGUUUAGGUUCGAUUGGUUCUUUUUAUCACGGACCCCAGCCGAGCUAUCGCGAAGAUGUCAAACGUUGUUGACUACAGUUGAUAGAGAGUUUGAUCCAAAGUCAAAGGCUCUUGAGGACGAAGAGGAACCGAAACCGGGGAAGAAGGGGACCAAGGGCAGUGGCAAGACUAGCCGUCAGAGAAGCGUUGAGGACGAUGAUGAGACCGGGCCACCAGCUAAAAAGGGCAAGACAACGAACGGUGUUGCUGCUAAUGGCAAGGGGCCGAAGAAUAAAAACAUCGAUCAAGUCAAGACCGGAGCAGGCAGCAAGGCAGCAUCGAACACCACGUCGAGGGCCACUAGCGUUGGUUCUAAUUCUGAUGUCGGUGGGAGCUCGAAGCCAGGCCCCAAACCGAAAGGGAAGGCGAAUGGUACCGCUUCGAAGGCUAGCACUCCAGUUAGCGCCUCGAAGAGCAAGGGCAAGAAGCGUACUUGA
Messenger RNA from Orbilia oligospora ATCC 24927, 3444 nucleotides. RefSeq lists its product as uncharacterized. The record is from RefSeq and is a predicted model, not a curated record. Gene Ontology annotation, biological process: nucleosome organization; regulation of transcription by RNA polymerase II. Bases 1 to 3444 code for a protein of 1147 amino acids. The transcript has 9 exons. Gene Ontology annotation, cellular component: nucleus; chromatin. NCBI's taxonomy places the organism in Eukaryota, Fungi, Ascomycota, Orbiliomycetes, Orbiliales, Orbiliaceae. Gene Ontology annotation, molecular function: nucleosome binding; ATP hydrolysis activity; ATP binding.